CCAAUUUCGCGUUAUAUGUGCCAGAAUGACGCGAGACGAUAAAACUAAUCUUGAAGAACCAGGCUACAACUACAUGUAUUUAGCUGAAAUCAAGAAAACCUGUGAAAACUUAAUUAGCCAAACACAAACUGACUUGGAGCUUUUUAAGCAUGAGCAACAUAUUCUAAGAAAUCAAAUUGAGGACAUAUUGGCUGAGAAUAAAGCAAUUAAUACGAAACUGGAAGUUCUUAAAGGAACUACUGAUCAAAUAAAGGGAGACUCCAGAGAUGAUGCCACGAGGGAAAAGUUUUCGAACGAUGCAUUAUUGAACGUUAAAAAACAAAUAGACUCUCUGGAAGCGGAGAAUAAUGAAUUGCGUUCCCUGAAUAACAGCUCCCGAAAAACGAUACAAAACCUCGAAAACGAAAUACAAAAUUAUCGGAAUCUUUUAUAUAACUCAAGUACCGUAGCUGAGAUCAAGCAAAAAUACUACACUGCCACGAAAUUGCUCGAAAGUACCAUCCAAACGCAAAAGACUGAAAUUACAAAACAAGCACAAAUCAUCGAAAAUCUAUUCCAGCAAAAGAAGCAGUCAAAUGAGCACCUCAAAAACCUGGAAAAAGCAUUAGAAGAAAACCAACGUUCUUUGGGCAGCGCAGAUAAUAGUGAAACAAUUGAAAAACUCAAAGCCAAACUAAAUGAAUCAACACGACAAACAAAAGAACUCCAAUUAUCACUACAGCUUGCUAAAAGUGCUAUUGAGGAACGUUAUGAGCGUGAAAAAUGUGCGCUGCAGAAGGUGCAGGAAGCCCUUUCGAUUGCUGAAGCGGCAGUGGCGGACAAAGAAGACGCACAAAAACGGGAGCAGGUUGUUAAAGAGGAAUGUGACAAUUUAGCAUCAACAAUUGGACAAGUAAUGGACGAAGCGGCAAAAAAAGUAGAAAAGGAUAUGGAAGAUUUGCGUAGAAAGUUUAGUGGGAAGGAACGAAGCCUGUUAGAAAUUCAAGUCAAGAUGGAGGAGGAAAUAGAAAACCAAAAGAAAUUCAACCAAAUUCUGGAGACACGCUGUAAUAGGUUCCAGCAAAAAUACAAAACCAGUGAAAAAGAAGUCGAUCGCUUGACGCUGCAAUUGGAAAGCGCUGUUAAAGCAUUGGACGAAAUGGAGGCGAAAAUAAGCAGACAAGAUAGUUUGCUCAAGGAACAAAAGAUUUUAAUGAGGCGUGCUAAUGAAACGGAGCAGGAAAUACAAAAUUACAUAGAAAUUAACAAAAAACUGAAAGAAAAGUACAGAAAUACUCUGAAGGAUAUAACGAAAAAUUUUGAAGGCCAAAUCUACCACCUGCAAAGAGAAAAUGCGAAGCUUAAGGCGGAAAAUCAAAUUAUACAACUAAAAAAGGGUUAUAAUUCCGACGGUGAUUGAUGUUGUAUUACAUUUUAUAUAUCUACUUGCGAUAAUAUGGCUCUUUAGUGGGAUAUUUUUUAUAAAAUGACAAUAUUUUUAAGCGUUAUAAAUUUAUCUGUGAACUAUUGUUUUAAAUAAUACCAUAUAUUUUCCGUGUAAUUAUGUACAUAUGUAUGUAUGUGUGUAUUAAAUAGAAUAGACACGUAAAUUUAUUUUAUAA
Messenger RNA from Rhagoletis pomonella (apple maggot), 1601 nucleotides. RefSeq names its product M protein, serotype 5. The transcript has 10 exons. NCBI's taxonomy places the organism in Eukaryota, Metazoa, Arthropoda, Insecta, Diptera, Tephritidae. Bases 26 to 1399 code for a protein of 457 amino acids. The record is from RefSeq and is a predicted model, not a curated record.